AUGGAGCACGGCGGCGAGCGGAGGUACGGCGGCCACGAGCAGGCGCAGAGGGCGCCGGCCAGGCCGAUGCGCGGGACCGUCGCCCUGCCGCCGGCGCCGCCCAAGGUGUACCGGGUGGAGCCCAGGGACUUCCGGGAGCUCGUGCAGCGGCUCACCGGCGCCCGCGCGGCAUCAGCGUCCACGACGGGGCAAGCUGCCGUGGCCGCGCCCGCUCACGCGGCCGCGCCGGCGCAGGCGCACGGGCGCAGGGAGGCCGCCGCGCCGGAGCAGUUCGACUACUCCUCGUGGUUCUCCGCGCCGCUGCUCAGCCCCGCGUCCAUGCCGCCCGGCAUGGACGGCCACCACCACGGCGCUUUACUGUAGACUGUACUAGUAUACUCUUAUAGUUACUUCAGUCGCUGCUCAGCAGCUGUAAAAUGGUCGAGCUAAAUGUUGCAGCUCCAUCGAUCACUUCUUCCCCUCUCUUUUUCUUUUUUUUCUUCUUGCAAGGGAUGACACACGACUAGUAGAUGACAGCGCUUUCGUUCAUGUGAUUAAGUAUACGUUCUGAUGAAUACAAUAAUAAACAAGUCAUUAGUUUGCUCUGGAA
Lolium rigidum is the source of this 589-nucleotide messenger RNA. RefSeq lists its product as uncharacterized. The record is from RefSeq and is a predicted model, not a curated record. Bases 1 to 363 code for a protein of 120 amino acids. The transcript has a single exon. NCBI's taxonomy places the organism in Eukaryota, Viridiplantae, Streptophyta, Magnoliopsida, Poales, Poaceae.